UCCGUAUAUAAACAAGCGUAGCUCUCUCUACAUGGUACCUGUCAUUCUGAUUCCGUCUCACCAUCGACAUUAAAAAUGAAAUUCUUGAUUGUUGUAGCAACUCUUUUCGUGGCGAGCGUUUCGUCCAGCGUCUUGAGAGCCAAGGGCCUCAGCGACUGUGGUGCUGGCGGCUCCCCCAUUUCUUUCCAGGGAGAAAUUCUUACCCAAACGGUCCCGGUUGUUGGCAGGAUGUUCAUGGAUUUGACUACCACUACUCAACUGAAUGCCACAGUUGAAGACAAUUUGCAAGUCCGCAAAGUAACCACCCGAGUUGCCGACAACUAUCAAGUUCCAUGCCUGAACGGCAUUUCUGGCACCUGCACUGUUGAGUUCUGCUCGGCCCUUACCACUUACCCAGAUGCCGUCUGCACCCUCUUCCCUGCUGACGUGCCCUGCUCGUGCCCCUUCCUUGCCGACGUCUACGUCAAUCCCUCUGCUUACGUCACUUUCACUUCCGAAUGGCUCGCUAUCGAAGGAGGCGUUAACGGUGACUACAUUACUCGCACUGAAAUCGUUUCCAACCUUGGAACUCCCGAGGAAGCCAUUUUAGGGUGCCUGCUUUUGGAGUACGCUUUGGUGGCCGUUUAAACGCUAGCAGACCUACCGUUUUUCUUACAAACUAUUGGUGAAAAUUUUGAUGAACUUAUUGAUGAACGUAUUGGAAAGCUUUCAAGGUGAAAUAAAAUGUCUUUGGUAACGGAAA
This is a messenger RNA of Daphnia magna, 742 nucleotides long. RefSeq lists its product as uncharacterized. Gene Ontology annotation, biological process: lipid transport; ganglioside catabolic process. Gene Ontology annotation, cellular component: cytoplasmic side of plasma membrane. The transcript has 5 exons. The coding region runs from base 76 to 627 and encodes 183 amino acids. The record is from RefSeq and is a predicted model, not a curated record. NCBI's taxonomy places the organism in Eukaryota, Metazoa, Arthropoda, Branchiopoda, Diplostraca, Daphniidae. Gene Ontology annotation, molecular function: lipid carrier activity; enzyme activator activity.